AUGAGUAAGCACGCUCUGCUGCGUACUCGUACGCUAGAGUCCCUCAAUAGCGAUGUUCUCAUCAGGAUUUUAUCCGCAUUCGACUCCUUUAGCGACCUUGCCUCCGUUAUUCAUGCAUCGCCAGCAUCGCUUCACGCUUUUCUCUCCGCCAAGGCAGCCGUGCUCUUGCAGGUCGCCAGCAACAUUCUCGGGCCGGCGACUCGGGACGCUGCUUUACUCGCACAAACAUCGCAACUUAAAAAGAGUAGCCAUGAAGAGUUUCAGCGCGCAGUCGACGAAGCAGUGCUAGACUAUAGAGCUCACUUGCGUGUCGCUACCGCACCAUGGGUGCCGAUGCUCGAUACUGACACUGCAGUGGCCCUGAGCCAUGUAGCCCGGCUCGCCCAAUUAUUUGUCAAUCUCUUCGUCUCUUUUAUUUUCGAUAGUUUGCGCAUGAGCUGGAUGCAGCGGAAGAAAAUGCUCAUCUUCCUCUUCAGCCUUGUCUAA
Molecule: messenger RNA, 486 nt
Organism: Trichoderma breve
Lineage: Eukaryota; Fungi; Ascomycota; Sordariomycetes; Hypocreales; Hypocreaceae
Exons: 1
Coding region: 1-486 (161 amino acids)
Source: RefSeq, a predicted model, not a curated record